AUGGAGGGAAUGAACUCUUUAUGCCAAUACCAUGAUAAUAAAGAGAACAUUCCUCCAUUUUUCUCAAUCUCCAAAACCACAGGUAAUAAGCUUAGUGCCAAGAUGACAUUGAAGAAGAAGACCAAGAACAAGUACAGGAAACCACUUACCGACAUUACUAAUCUAAUCGCCGACUCUUUGAUCCUAUCGCCGGCGACUUCAUUUUCUUCUCCUCAUUUGCAUUCGCGUUCAAUUUGUUGGCCGACAACCGGUAAUCGCAUUUCGAUCGACGAGGCACGUUGCAAAUCUUUGAGAUUUAGCUUUAGAUGA
This is a messenger RNA of Lactuca saligna, 309 nucleotides long. The record is from the annotation of a GenBank genome assembly. Lineage: Eukaryota; Viridiplantae; Streptophyta; Magnoliopsida; Asterales; Asteraceae.